Messenger RNA from Penicillium olsonii, 1881 nucleotides. The record is from the annotation of a GenBank genome assembly. NCBI's taxonomy places the organism in Eukaryota, Fungi, Ascomycota, Eurotiomycetes, Eurotiales, Aspergillaceae.
AUGGAUGGGUCCCAGGGCCAAGCUGGGCAACCGAUGGCUGCACCACAGCAGCCACAACACUCGAACCUCAUCCGGACCGAUCAGGUGCAGAAACUGCCACACCUCUCUGACCAGCAGAAGGCUCAGCAUACCCAGUUGGUCCGCAGCCUCUGGGAGAUGCUGAACACACGCGACCCGCAGACCCACGAGUACCAGCAAGCACAUACAAAGCUCUCCCAGUUAUCUCAAAACCUGAUGAAAGGAAUGCGCAUCUUCCAGCAGAACCGCCAGGCAGCAAUGGUACAGCAUCAAAACCAGGGCGCGGUCGGUGCGCAGCAGGGUCAGGUUCAGCCGGGACAGCAGGUUCAACAACCGCAACAGGGGCAACCAGCGCAACAGGUAUCACAAGGGACACAGGGGCAACCGGUCCAGCGAACGCAGUCCAACAAUCCCCAGGCCAUCAACCAGCUCAUUCCACAAAUCCAAGCGCGAGUGAGCGCCCUGAACUUCUUCCUGCCACCAAACGUGACUCCCGAGCAAGUUCAGACAUGGAUUCCGGAAGCGCGGUUGCGGUAUGGUAUUGCUCUACAGAAGCAAGAGGUUGGGCGGGCUCGUAUGGCCGAGCUGCGUUCCUCGUAUGCCCAACGGCAAUCACAGGGUAAUAUGAGCCAGGAGGAAAUGCAGGAGUUCAAGAACAGACAGCUAGCUGCUGAAAAGCUCUUCCGGGAAGGUAGCGAAUUCCUAAACAAGUUUAAAGAACAGCAGGAAAGCUUCAAGCUCCAGUCGCAGCAGAACCCCCAAAGCCAAACGAUGAACCAGACAGGACAAACAAACCCAUCUACAAAUAUGAAUCAGACCGGGGGAGCGGCACCCCCAGCUGCGACUCAGACUGUGCCCAACACCCAGGCAGGUGCGACGAACAUGCAAUCCGGCCAAACCCCAACCCCAGCUCCCCACACCAUCAACUCCGCUGUCAAUGCUGCACGCAAUCAAGCAGGCCAGGCAAUGUCCCCCUCAGCCUCGCAGCCUGGACAGCCAGCCUCGACGCAAUCUGCAGGAAAUACCCCCGUUCCAAUCAGUGCACCACAGCCCCAGGGCCAACGUCCUCAGGCACCUUCGCAACAAGGAACACCAGGCACACAAGUCACUUUCAGCCAGACUCCUAAUCCUGAUGGUUCUACACCCACACCCCCAGGACCUCCCCAACAGGUGAACUCAGGCCCACCACGUCCCCUCUCCCACCAAGCCGCGAUCUCACAAGCCGCGCAGACAUACACCAACCCCACCCCCCAGCAAGCCACAGCCAUCAACCAACAAGCCCAAGUAAACAACCAAGCCCACCCCCAAGGCUACCUCGCCAAUCGCUCCACCGACACCUCAUCCCGCAACAUCAACAUGGCCAUCCCCAAGAACCUCAACGUCUCCACCCCCGAGCCCGUCUCCAUGCCAGCCUCUCGCCCCUCCCUCUCCGGUGGUCCCAGCCACGGCGCAAUGGGCAUGAUGGGCCAACCCGCCAUCCAAAAGCACCCAGGCUACGUCCUCGAAGGCGAAGGCCAACGCGUCCUCAGCAAGAAAAUGCUCGACAUCCUCGUCCGCCAAGUCACCGGCGGCGGCGAAGGCGAAAUGCUCACCCCAGAUGCCGAAGAGUUCAUCCUCCAAAUGGCCGACGAUUUCGUCGAUGAAGUCAUCACCCAAGCCUGCCGUCUCGCCAAACUUCGUCCCUCUUCCACUCUCGAGCUGCGUGAUCUCCAACUCGUCCUGGAACGCAACUACAACAUGCGUAUCUCUGGAUUCUCCACGGAUGAUCUUCGCACCGUCAAGAAACCCCAGCCUACUCAGGGUUGGACUCAGAAGAUGUCCGCCAUCCAGGCUGCGAAGGUUACUCAAGGCCGAUCGGAGUGA